Laccaria bicolor S238N-H82 is the source of this 2401-nucleotide messenger RNA. RefSeq lists its product as uncharacterized. Gene Ontology annotation, biological process: mitotic DNA replication checkpoint signaling. Bases 1 to 2061 code for a protein of 686 amino acids. NCBI's taxonomy places the organism in Eukaryota, Fungi, Basidiomycota, Agaricomycetes, Agaricales, Hydnangiaceae. The record is from RefSeq and is a predicted model, not a curated record. Gene Ontology annotation, cellular component: nucleus. The transcript has 3 exons. Gene Ontology annotation, molecular function: ATP hydrolysis activity; DNA replication origin binding.
AUGCAGACAACUCGGAUAACCCGCAGUUCUGUCCUUGGCAAACGUAGCCACCAACCUCGAGAUUCGUCACCAGCUCCAAGGUCCUGCGAGCAGCUGCAAACCCCCGACCCAACUCCCAACCCGAAGCGCGCACGCACUUCGACUCUGGUAACCGACUCUGAUGGCAAUAAGGAGAACGUUCCCCCAUUCAAAGCUGAACUUGUCAAUGGGGACUCAUCACCUGUGUCUCCCAGGGCUGCAAGAGCCCUUCGGCGCACAGCGACAGAGGUUUUGAUGACGCCAACUCGGGCUCGACCUGGCCCCCGUCGACGCUCGUCGACAUCCAGCCUCAUCCCUGCCACACCAGUCACAGAUAUCUCACACCUUACCAUCUCCACACCACCUCCUACACCCCCCGCCUCCAUUGUUCCUAUCCAUGCCCGUGCUCGUGCUCUUCUUCGCUCAACAUGUAAUAAUGCCGACAGUCUGAUUGCAGGACGAGAUUCGGAACGCGAGUCAAUUCGUGAUUUCCUUGCGGCCUACAUCGAUGGAACUGCAAUGGAUUCUGACAAUGCCGAGACCAGUCUAUUCAUCUCUGGCUCGCCGGGUACCGGCAAGACCGCAUUAGUGAAUUCGAUCAUUCGUUCCCUCCACGACGACCACGACCAGGUUCAAGUCAUUUCCAUCAAUUGCAUGGCACUGCAAAAUGUCGACGCACUAUGGAAGAGGUUAAUUGAAGAACUUGGCGCAAGUCGACAGAAACCCACAAGGGCGAAGAAAGCUCACAAUAGAAAUGCCGUCGAGGUAUUAUUGUCAUCUCUCGAGACCAAGUGCAUCAUCAUCCUAGAUGAAUUGGACCACAUCACCCCAAAUUCUCAAUCCUUUGCUUCGCUGUUUUCUCUUCCUGAGGCUGUCCCAUCAUAUCUGCGUCUCAUUGGCAUUGCUAACACUCACACACUCACCUCUUCUGCUGCGACCACCUUCGCACCCUCGGCGAACGUUCGGACGCUUCACUUCGCGCCCUAUACUCCGUCGCAACUCCAACAGAUUCUCGAAUCCCGUUUACAUCCCCUCUAUGAGCCUAAUCCUUUGGCACAAGACUCCGCAUCAGUCGAUGCAAGGAAAUUCCUCCCCCCUCCGUCAAUAAUGUUAUUGACUAAGAAGAUUGCCGCCUUAACCGGCGAUGUUCGGAGUCUUUUUGAGGUUCUCAGAGGUGCAAUUGAUUUGGCUGUCUCUCAGUCCGCGGCCAAGAAUAGUGGCACGGAUGUGAAUCCACUCAAUACGCCCCAAGCCUCCGUUAGCCCUCAACACAUUCUUGCGGCUUUAAAGGCUUACACACCGUCUUCAUCUAAGCGAAAGCCUGCCGCGGCCUCAACUGCGCCGGCUGCUCUAGCGAAUAACAGCGUCAGUGAAACUGUCACUAAAACCCACAACCUCGGUCUUCAAACACGAUUGGUGCUUUUAGCUAUUAUCCUCGCCUUCAAGCGACUGGAAGUUGGGCUUUCGUUGAGCAACCCAUCCGCUUCAGUCUCAGCAUCCCCGAAAAAGUCAGCCUCACCUGUGAAGCGUACCGCAUCGGCCUUGAACAUGAGCUCUGGCCAGAGUGUUGGGGUCGAAAUGACACAGCUUCAUACCUACUACGGUGCCGUCCUCACUCGAACCGAUGACGGUAUCUUUGAGCCCGCCUCUCGAAGCGAGUUUGGAGACCUCCUCAAUAUGCUGGAAGGAGUUGGCCUCAUCACGCUUUCGUCGUCGCUGCUUCCCUCUGUAACAUCGUCCCCUAGCAAGGGUAAACGGACUUUCGGCAGAACGGCGUCUUUCGGCGGCAGUCUUGGUGGAAGUUCAGUCGGUGAAGUGCGGCUAGCGGAUGGUGUCUGGGGUGAUGAAGUCCUUCGAGGGCUUGGUAUCUCCACCGCCGCUGGCUCUGCUAUGGAGGCUACUGAUCCUCGUGAGGAAGAAGUAAGGGCGAUCUGGCAUCGAGAGAACGCUCGGCUCGGGCGAGACACCAAGUCUUUUGCAGCCGCUGCUUUGGCUUCUAGCAAACGUCCAAUCGAUCCCUUCCAAAAUGCAUUUGAGGAUUAGAACAUGCUCGUUCUCCUCAUCUAUCUGCUUCAAAUCAUCAUCAUUCAAUUAUGCUUAAGUAUCCAUGGUCUCCUGCAUUCUCAUCAUCCGCAUUUAUUUUCAACGCAUCAGCAUCUUCAUUCAUGAUACCUGCACAUUCUAUCAUCCCCUUUUCUCGUUUUGUGGAAUCAUUUGCCCUUGCCCACCAUCCACUGCAUACACCCGGACGCUAAAGGCGCCACGACGCAUCGGAAUUUCGCUUGCUUGCCCUCUGAGAUUAUAUAUGUGCUACCUUAGUAGGAAGAAAAGUAGAAGAUUUAGACUCCUGUAAAAUCAACUAGAUUUGUAUGUUUCCAUCCAA